Jatropha curcas is the source of this 369-nucleotide messenger RNA. NCBI's taxonomy places the organism in Eukaryota, Viridiplantae, Streptophyta, Magnoliopsida, Malpighiales, Euphorbiaceae. The record is from RefSeq and is a predicted model, not a curated record.
AUGUUCACGGGACAAGAGGUUAAGGACUUUAUAGAGGAUUAUGGUAUUAAACUCCUUACCUCAUGUCCUUAUUAUGCUCAGGCGAAUGGUCAGGCAGAAGCUUCAAACAAAGAAUGCUACUCAAAAAGUCCUUUUGCAUUAACCUUUGGCCAUGAUGCAAUUCUGCCAAUGGAGGUUGUGGUUCCUUCACUUAGAGUAGCAAAACAAAAUGGCUUAACUCUAGAUGAUUAUACAUGGGCUAUGGCAAUGGAGCUAAAGGAACUUGAUGAAGCACACGUUCAGGCUUUCAAUAGAAUGGAUGUACAAAACAAGAAGCCAAGACUUACAACAAAAGAAUUCGAAAGAAAUCAUUCCAAGAAGGAGAUUUAG